Molecule: messenger RNA, 660 nt
Organism: Octopus sinensis (East Asian common octopus)
Lineage: Eukaryota; Metazoa; Mollusca; Cephalopoda; Octopoda; Octopodidae
Exons: 2
Coding region: 1-660 (219 amino acids)
Source: RefSeq, a predicted model, not a curated record
AUGCCUCACUCAUUGCCUGGGAACCUAUCUCCCGCCCGUCUAGCCCGUAUCCGCCUCAAAGUUUCAGCUAUCACUAUCAGUGUCAUUGUCGUCUAUGCUCUCACUCUCAACGCUUUUGAUGAAGAUAAAGACCCCUUCUACGAUGAGAUACUGGCAGUUAUUGAUCGCAUACCUACAAGCGACAUUCUAAUCAUCGCAGGUGAUUGGAAUGCCCGCACAAGACGGACCAACACGCGCUUUCGACAUUCACGGCGCCAUCUUCGUACCUGGUACUCCAAUGACGGUGUCACAGCUAGCCAGAAUGAACAUUUUCUCGUUAGAAGCCGCUGGAGCGACCUUGAUAGCCGAAUGUUCAGAGGCGCAGAAACCGGCAGCGAACAUGGUCCCGUUCAUAUAUUAGGACGGGCAAACCUACAUCUUCAUCUCAAGGUCGUGAAGUGUCGCUCUAAGCCUCUAAGAUAUGAUAUCUCGAAGCUAAAAAGUAACCAGAUCGAACAUUUAUUCCAUAUCGAAUUAAAAAAUCGGUUUAACGGGCUCCAGAUACUUCAAUCUGCUUCGUCAGAUGAAGUCUGGCAAGCGGUCAAACACAAUCUUCAAUCCGUGAUGUCCAAAACACACGGCACUACUAAGCGAAAAGACAGAGACUGGAUCUCGGGCUGA